Neofelis nebulosa (Clouded leopard) is the source of this 5441-nucleotide messenger RNA. RefSeq names its product phosphatidylinositol-5-phosphate 4-kinase type 2 beta (gene PIP4K2B). Gene Ontology annotation, biological process: phosphatidylinositol metabolic process. The coding region runs from base 134 to 1384 and encodes 416 amino acids. The transcript is spliced from 10 exons. The record is from RefSeq and is a predicted model, not a curated record. Gene Ontology annotation, molecular function: phosphatidylinositol kinase activity. NCBI's taxonomy places the organism in Eukaryota, Metazoa, Chordata, Mammalia, Carnivora, Felidae.
ACGGGACGGGCGCUACCAUGGCGCGGUGAGGGAGCGGGGGUGGGGAUCGGUCCCGGGGAGGCCUGGGGCCGCUGGCUUGUGCGCCGUCUCGGCCGCCCCCCCUUUUGCCGCCGCCGCCGCCGCCGCCCCGGGCAUGUCGUCCAACUGCACCAGCACCACGGCGGUGGCGGUGGCGCCGCUCAGCGCCAGCAAGACCAAGACCAAAAAGAAGCAUUUCGUGUGCCAGAAAGUGAAGCUAUUCCGGGCCAGCGAGCCGAUCCUCAGCGUCCUGAUGUGGGGGGUGAACCACACGAUCAAUGAGCUGAGCAAUGUCCCCGUCCCUGUCAUGCUAAUGCCAGAUGACUUCAAAGCAUACAGCAAGAUCAAGGUGGACAAUCAUCUCUUCAAUAAGGAGAACCUUCCCAGCCGUUUUAAGUUUAAGGAGUACUGCCCCAUGGUGUUCCGGAAUCUCCGGGAGAGGUUUGGGAUUGAUGAUCAGGAUUACCAGAAUUCGGUGACGCGCAGCGCCCCUAUCAACAGUGACAGCCAGGGCCGAUGUGGCACACGUUUCCUCACCACCUACGACCGGCGCUUUGUCAUCAAGACCGUGUCAAGUGAGGAUGUGGCUGAGAUGCACAACAUCUUAAAGAAAUACCACCAGUUCAUCGUGGAGUGUCACGGCAACACCCUUUUGCCGCAGUUCCUGGGCAUGUACCGCUUGACCGUGGAUGGCGUGGAGACCUACAUGGUGGUCACCAGGAACGUGUUCAGCCAUCGGCUCACUGUGCACCGCAAGUAUGACCUCAAGGGCUCCACUGUUGCCAGAGAAGCGAGCGACAAGGAGAAGGCCAAGGACUUGCCGACAUUCAAAGACAAUGACUUCCUCAAUGAGGGGCAGAAGCUGCAUGUGGGAGAGGAGAGUAAAAAGAACUUCCUGGAAAAACUGAAACGGGACGUGGAGUUCCUGGCCCAGCUGAAGAUCAUGGACUACAGCCUGCUGGUGGGCAUCCACGACGUGGACCGGGCGGAGCAGGAGGAGAUGGAGGUGGAGGAGCGGGCAGAGGACGAGGAGUGCGAGAAUGACGGGCUGGGUGGCAACCUGCUGUGCUCCUACGGCACGCCUCCGGACAGCCCCGGCAACCUCCUCAGCUUCCCCCGCUUCUUUGGUCCCGGGGAGUUCGACCCCUCUGUUGACGUCUAUGCCAUGAAAAGCCAUGAAAGUGCCCCCAAGAAAGAGGUCUAUUUCAUGGCCAUCAUCGACAUCCUCACGCCAUAUGAUGCUAAGAAGAAAGCCGCGCACGCUGCCAAAACAGUGAAGCACGGGGCGGGGGCCGAGAUCUCGACUGUGAACCCUGAGCAGUACUCCAAACGCUUCAACGAGUUCAUGUCCAACAUCCUGACGUAGUUACCUUCUACCUUCAGCCAGAGCCGGAGAGCCGGAUGUGGGGUCGGGCCAGAAAAGGGAGAGGGUGUAUUUGGGCUAGAUGGGAGGGUGGGGAGCGUGGGGAGCAGUGUAGGGGGAGGGAGGGCUUCAGUGAUGAGACUGCAGCCUGUGACAUUGAAAGACUCUAGCUGGGGAGGAGGGGAUGUGCUGUGUGAGCAUGUACCCACAGGGUGUAGCCUUGAUCUUUCCCCCAUUUGACCCAGGUUGAAAAGGGGUUUCCUUUUUGUUCCCUUGUAACCUUUUUAACAAUACGUUGGGGCUAGAGAUGAGUUUGUGGGUUUAUGUGGGUUUUGUUUCUGAAAUCUCAUUGCUCCAGGUUUGCUAUUUAUAAUGAUGUGUGUCAUCACCCCAUCACCCUCCCCAUCCCUGCCCUGCUCUCGGUUCCCUUCAGUGAAAGAGGCACCCCCAUGGACCCGGCCAAGGGGCCUCUCAGGGCCAAGUGCUCUGAUGGCAGAGGAGAGGUCAGACACUUCAGUCCUGCUGCAUUUGAUCUUUGGAUUAACUUUUUCAUUUUAUGGAGUAUUGUGCACAAACUUCCUCUACCUUUUCACCUUGGAUCCAAGUGAAAUGUUACCUGAUUCCUCCAUCUAAAUGCUGUCCUCCAAAUCAACAGCAGGCAUCUUGGAUCAGAAUCAGAGAUCUCACAGGGGCGUGAGUUCAUCCUCAUGGGAUGGUGAGGGGUGGGGGUAGCGGCUGGGCUCUUGGACAGCUGGUUCUCACAGAACCCUGCGAUCAUCAUCCACGCCUCUGAGCUCCUUUGGCUGCUGGAGUUCAGAUGUCCUGUCUAAAGCCUGCCUCCCGUUGGUCAAGAGGAACUAGAAAGCAUCUUUAGGUACAGCAGGAGCCUUCAUGCUUCGAUGGUUAUUUCCCCUUGGGAAACCCCCAGAACCUGAUGAGUAGCCAGUGAGGCCUUGUGCCCUCCAUCCAUUGACUUCCUCCUGACAUUCUCCCACGCACCCUCCCUUGUAGUUGAGCUUUUAGCUGGGGGAGACCUCCACGUGCCUGGGAUGCUCCUUGCAGAGAGGCCUCCUCAAGCCCCAGGGCCACCAUGUAGAUAAUCUGAUGCCCUGUGCCUGUGGUCUGUCCCCCUGGACAGUUUUGGCCAUCAGGGAGUGCUGCCCCCCACCGUGGAGUGUGGCACCCAAGCCUGAGCUGGCCGCGGAGUCACUUGAAGAUGUGACCCAGGAAAUCCAAUGUGGAGGCCUGAAAUGGGAUUCGACCUGGCCCAGCUUUGGGGCUGUUUUCCUUGAUGCCCCCGUCUUAACUUUGAGCAGAUCUGCCACCCCAGGGGUGCUUCGGGAGUGGCUUCCUGCAGCUUCGUGCAGGGUCCCCACCCACCUGCUGAGCUACCCAGGCCUCAGAACUGAGCCGGGUGUCAUUCUGUGAUGCCAUCAGAGCAGUCUGGUCUGGCUCAGAGAGAACAGCCCUGUGUUGGGGGAGGUACAUUCCUGCACCUUCUCACCCCCUCACCCGGAACUGGGGAUUUGGGAUGAUCUAUGGUAAAACUUUUGUAGAUAACCCCACAGGUGCGAUGCAAGUUUAUGGAAACAUUUCAAAUGGAUGGACUGGUUUCCUGUGGCUCCCUCCAAACCUGGCCAAGUUCAGCUUCUGGAGCAGGAACCACCGCCUCCGUGCCCUACCUGCAGCGUUUAGGUGAGGGGGGAAUGGAGGCAGCAUUCUUGGACUCCAGUGAGGCUGCUGGAACUGUUCUGGAAGAGGCAAAUAGGUCAGACAACCGCCCCCCCGCCCAGGAAGGGGCCAUAGGCAGCUCUGAAUGAUCAGCAGCAGCAAGACCAUGAAGUGACUUGGGGAAGAACUUGGAACCAAGUGGCUCACAGAGAAAACAGAUCUGACUUAGGACGGGAUUACGUAGGAACGAUGUUUGGACUUGAUUUCCCCACCUCCUAAUCAAGAAUGGAAAUUUGGAUCUGUCCCUCGGGAGGCCCGCAUCUUCCGAGCUUAGUGGGCUGUCCUCCAGCAGAGGCCACAGCCUUGGGCUCCCACCGGCUUCCUGCGUUUGGUCUGCUGAUUAUGUUGCCAUCAUGUGUGUGAAAAGUGUAACACAAUCCAUCGGUUAAAAACGAGCUACCAGGUAUCUAACUUCUUUAACAUUGAGUUUUGUGUUUUUUGUGGGGUUUUUGGUUGUUGUUUUUUUUUUUUUUUUUUUUUUUGUAUAUUGUUUACAUUUUGAGAGUAGCAUUCUGUUUCAAAUGCUUUUUUUUUUUUUUUUGACAGUAUUGUUGUUUGGGUCAAAACAUUUGAGCUGUGGUCGGGUGGACUUUAGAUUUUUUUAAAAGGUCAUUCUCUGUGCUAUCUUCAAAACCUUGGGUUUGGCCCUCUAAUUCCUUUGGCAUUCAAAUGUUUAAAAGCUAUUUAUCUUGGUUUAUGCCAGUUUUCUUUCUCUUCUUUCUGUAAUGAUGCCGAUGUGUUUGGUUUGUGGUCUGAAUGUGGAGAAAGUGAACUGAUGGCCAAGCCUUUGUCUGCCCCCACUCCUUUCUCAGAGCCCCACCUUCCCGCUCUCCCUACAGAAGGCAUCCAAGAGCAAAGGACUACCCUCAGCCUUCCUCUCUGGAGCCCUGAAGGAAAGCUCAGCUGUCCCACGGCACCCUAGAAUAAUUUGGGGGUCUCCUAAGAACCAGGUGUAAGGAUAGGACGUGACGGACUGGGUGAAGCCCGGGAUGGGGGUCAGGGCAGGAUUCCUCUCCAUUCCCCCCACCUUGACCACCUAGCCAGUCGCAGCUUCACCCGUCCUGAGAGUCUGGGGCUGAGAAACCCAGGCUGGUCCUCUGAAAACUCCGCGUAGACCACUAGAUGAAGGCCUCUGGCCCUUGUUCCUAUUAGUGAACCACUGAGUCUUUGUUCCCCCCCCCACCCCCCAGUGCAAGCUCCUUCCCUGUGCCCUGCGGUUUGGGGGUACAGGGCGGGCUGGGAAGCCAGCAGUUCCGGGAGCAGACUGCAGCAGCGCUCCAUCUCUCCUUAUCUAGCUCAGGGGUUACUGGUCUGUGGCGGGUGCCACGAGUCGCCCCUGUGGCUGUUCUCAGUGGCACCUUCUAAGUUCCCACCACAGGCAGCUCUCCCUCCCCUCUCCCAAUUCCUACUGUUUCUCUCGCCUGUGCUUUAGGCCUCAAACAGGUCCCCUGGUAGCGCUCAGGGCUUGGGACUAGACUCCUGCCCUAGUUGACUUUCCCUCUUCAGUCUGCCAGGGUCUGCCCUGGGGAGGUGGACCAAAGACACAGGACUUCUCUCAGUAGCCAAUCCUCACCCCCCAAUUGUCUUUUUACCAAUUCAAGUUGGGAGGGAAAAAACUUCAGCACUCCCUAGCAUCUGAGCUACUCGAGUGUUAGGGGCCAGAAGGGACAGUGUGUUUAAAUGGCCCUUACAGCUCUGGCCUUAUAUGGCUCCCCCGAGUCUAGGGACCUCACUUCUUUCUGGCAGAAAUGGGGGGCAGGGGUCCAGCCUGAGCACAGAAAUCAAAGGGAAAACACAUCCGAACAACUGCCCCCAAACCUACCAGCCACCUGCAGGGGCAGUGACUGCCUAGCUUUCCUCUGAGAUGUGCCGCGUACGAAGAGUGCCUCCAGAGGGAAGGGGAGACUCAGCCGUCCCCAGCAAGUUGUGCCGAGAUCCUUCAGAGGCUGGGGAGGAAACUUCCAGAGGAGUUCCUUCCCCCUCGCUCAGAGCUAUUUUGUGAGUUGUGAACCAACAACAAACAGCCUUUAGGGGGAGGCCGGUGCCGCUCAGCACACCUCAACAUCAGGUCAAAUCAUUGUAAUCAAAAAAUGUGAAUGAAGCUGAGAUUCAGCUUUUGGGGGAGCAGGAUAAAUACGACCCCUUCACGUGUGUGUCACUUCUCGGUUCUCACCGCACUCUCCAUUUUUUAAAUAGGAAUUUUCAACCCCUUGUGCUUGUCUAAUGUCUGCUCGGAACAGUUCGAGACACUGUUACUGUUUAAAAAUGCAUGCAUGUGAAGAUGAAUCUCCAACCCAAGGAACAAAUAAAACUCAAAAAACUUUGUGUA